GCGGGUUUGGUCUUUGGUCGUUACGGACUUUACGGUCAAAACGGGUGUUUUAAGAAUAACGAAGAAAGAUGCAUAACCUCUCCUCCACAAGCCCGUUCGGGGUCGAUUCGCCUCUUCCUCCAUUCUCAAUCGAGCAUGCCCCGAUCAAGGUUGCUGGUAUAAUUUUGCACCACAAUGAAUUUUCUAUUGAUGAGGUCGAAUCAGGCUGCUGCUCCUGCUGAACUGCCGCCUGCGAUUCAGCCCGGGACUAGCUAUGUGUCAAAGCCGAGUAGUGGUACACUUGGUGCACUUUUUGCGGAAGAUCCCUUAUUACAGACCAAGUCAUUUGAGAACCAUGAUGGUGACAGCGACGGACAUGGGAAUGAUAGUGGGUUUAUUGCCGGAUCAAUUGGGACGGGGAAUCACAUUGAAGUUACUGAAGGUGAAGGGUGGAUAGCUAUUCCAAAGAAAGAGCUUCCUGAUAACUGGAGUGAGGCACCAGACAUAACUUCCUUGCGCUUGCUCGACCGCUUCUUUGUUUUUCCUGGCGAACAAGUUCAGGUCCUAGCAUGCCUGUCAGCAUAUAAGAAGGAUACUGAAAUUAUUACACCAUUUAAAGUUGCUGAACUUAUGAACAAAAAAGGGCUUGGGGAGAAUAACCACAAAGAAGGUGGCAGUGAUGUGACUGACACUCAUGAUGUUUCUGACAGAGCAGAAAUAAAUGACUGCGAAGAUAUUAAUAAGACCAAUAAAAUUAAAAUGCAGGGGAAUGUUGAAUCUGAGAAAGAAGUUUCUGCGGGUGCAUCUCUUCUGAGAAUGGAAGAUUACAAAAGACAGACUGAAUCCCUGCUGCGAAGGUUUAAAAACUCUCAUUUCUUUGUCCGAAUUGCUGGGUCAGAGGAGUCACUAUGGACAAAAAGAAAGCUUAUGGAAGACUCUUCUGGUUUUGAUGAAAUGUUCAUGGGGAUUGGUUUAGAUGCUAGGCAUACUACAAAAAAGAAGCCUCCUUCAAUGGCUGCCAUUGAUAGAGGGAAUUUUGAUUCCAUCACAUCUGGAGGAGUGGGAAGGAAUGCUGCCAAGUGUUGCGCUCUUCCCAAUGGAAAUAUUGGGGUACUUUUACAGAUAAAUGUUGGUGUUGAAUUUGUGAGGGAUCCUGUAUUGGAAAUUCUUCAGUUUGAGAAAUCUCAGGAUAGAAGUUUGUCUUCUGCUGGCCAUGAAAAUUCAGUGUGUCCCGACCAGGAUCCAUGUGGUGAGCUCUUAAAGUGGUUGCUUCCUUUAGAUAAUUCUAUUCCUCCUCCAGCACGAUCCCUAACCCCACCUCAUUUGACUUCUACUGCAAGCAUCCGAAGUACAUCUACAAGGGUUACCUUAUCCGGACCAACUGGAUCUCAGCUUUUCUCUUUUGGAAACCUCAGAAGCUACUCCAUGUCUUCACUGCCGCAAAAUAGUUUACCACCUUCAUCAACUUCAACCCCCAAUUCUGGACCCAGCUUUGAACCAGAAGAUUGGGAGCGGUUUUCAUUUCGUAAGGCAAUCAAAAGUGAAAAUAGCGGUAGCAGAGGGCUUUUGUCCUAUAGAGGUGUAUCAUUGGAACCUGAAAGAUUUUCUGUACAUUGUGGUUUGGAAGGGAUUUACAUACCUGGAAGGAAAUGGAGGAAGAAAAUUGAAAUAAUUCAACCACUUGAAAUCACUUCUUUUGCUUCUCACUGCAGCAUAAAUGACCUCAUAUGUGUUCAAGUAAAGAAUGUUGCUCCAGAACACACACCUGAUAUCGUUGUGUAUAUAGAUGCCAUAUCAAUUGUCUUUGAAGAAGCUUCCAAAAAUGGGCCACCUUUAUCUUUACCAACUGCAUGUAUAGAAGCUGGGAGUGACCACUGUUUACCAAAUCUAGCUCUCAGGAGAGGUGAGGAACACUCCUUUAUUCUCAAACCAGCAACUUCCAUGGGGAAAAGAUCCAAGGUCAGUAGUGAGAAAAGUUCACAGCUAUCAAGCUCUAGUCCUGGAAAUGUAGCAUCCACAAGACAGUACUCUUUGAAUGACAAGUGGAGAAAUAGUGUGUCGCCCGCUGAUCGUUAUGCAAUUCUUGUAUCAUGUAGAUGCAAUUAUACCGGGUCUAAGCUGUUCUUUAAACAGCCAAUAAGCUGGCGACCACGCAUUUUCAGGGAUUUGAUGAUCUCUGUUGCAUCUGAAGGGUCAAAACAAACUUUAGGAUCCAAUGACAGAGCGGCAGAGCUUCCAUCCCAGGUCCUAACUCUUCAAGCAUCAAAUUUGACAUCUGAAGAUCUAACAAUGACAGUGCUCGCUCCAUCCUUUACGUCUCUGCCUUCUGUGAUGUCAGUUAGCUCACCGACAUCACCAGGAAGUCCUUUUAUUGAUUCUUCUAGGCUCUCAGAGAAAGUAAAUGACAGGAAAGUUGCUACUUCUCGUCAGAGUGCCAGCGCAGCAUUAGAGAGUAAAGCAGUACAGGUGUCAAGUGGUCACAAGAGAUCGGUUUCGUUUGAUGAGCGAGUCAUUUAUAUACCCGACAUCCAUCCAAGUAGUGAUUCAGGAUGUUCACAUUUAUGGUUGCAGAGUAGAGUUCCAUUAGGAUGUGUUCCUUCUCAAUCGACAGCCACUGUCAAACUUGAGGUUCUUCCCCUGACAGAUGGCAUCAUCACCCUUGAUUCCUUGCAAAUUGAAGUAAAAGAGAAAGGCCUCACAUACAUACCGGAGCACUCUCUGAAGAUAUAUGCAACUUCAAGCAUUUCAAUUGGGGUGCAAUGAUAUUUUCCCUGAUUUUAAGUCACUCACAUCGGUGGAGUAAGGUGUCCCUCUCUGGUUCUCUUGCCAUUUAUUAUAUGCAUUUAUUAGUGAUGGCUUUGUAUCUACUAUUCGAUAGUGGGGUGGAAAUUUCAUUCGCCGCCUUUAGAUGAGGUUGGCCUUGGUAUGAUACGCCAUUUCUGAUCAAGCACUCUCUCUCUCUCUCUGUGAAGCAAACAUGCUGUUUUGAACUUUCUUUGGUGAUUAAGGAGCAUAUACUAUCAUGUCCCUAUAUAAAGUUCAUGUUUUGACUUCGUCUUUAAUGUUCAUGUUUUACCAUUACUAUUUACAAUUAUAUAUUUAUAAGAUCUAUGAUGAUUGAUGAAUUAUUACGUA
This is a messenger RNA of Cuscuta epithymum, 3114 nucleotides long. The record is from the annotation of a GenBank genome assembly. Lineage: Eukaryota; Viridiplantae; Streptophyta; Magnoliopsida; Solanales; Convolvulaceae.